Molecule: messenger RNA, 1998 nt
Organism: Cryptomeria japonica (Japanese cedar)
Lineage: Eukaryota; Viridiplantae; Streptophyta; Pinopsida; Cupressales; Cupressaceae
Product: probable CoA ligase CCL7
Exons: 6
Coding region: 226-1866 (546 amino acids)
Molecular function (GO): CoA-ligase activity
Source: RefSeq, a predicted model, not a curated record
UGAAAACACCUAAAAUAUUUUUCUAAAACGAUUUACUUAAAAGCAUAGUUUUAAUCUACACGCUCUUGUUCGAAUCCCACAUAUCUGGCGUGGGCGAUCACAGACCUCUCAUACAAUUCUUGUGAUUUGUUAGCCCUCAUAGCUGACACAGGGUCUGCAUCUUCAGUCAAUCCAUCAUAUAGCCGGUAGAAUAUUCAUCUACACAGUGACUAUUACUAAUAAUAAAUGAUGAUGGAAAAGUGCGGUUAUGGGAAGGAUGGAAUAUUCAGAUCCCUCCGCGCCCCAUUCCUACUUCCAAAGGACGAGCAUGCAAACAUCGUCUCUUUCAUGUUUAGAAAUUCAGCAGCUUAUGCUCAUGAAAUAGCAUUGAUUGAUGCUGAUUCUGGGGAGAAACUCUCUUUCAAAGAUUUCCAAGACAAAGUACACCGGGUGGGCAGUGGAUUAUACCAACUUGGUAUCAGGAAGGGGGAUGUGGUUCUCAUAUUUGCCCCGAAUUCCAUUAAUUUUCCUUUGUGUUUUCUGGGAAUUAUAUCAAUUGGGGCAGUGGCAACCACCGUGAAUCCUCUGUAUACCACUAUGGAAGUCAACAAACAGGUGCAGGAUUCCAAGACCAAGCUCAUCGUUACAGUCCCCGAGCUCUGGGGUAAAGUCCAGGAUUUGGGCUUACCCGCAAUAAUUAUAGGGUCUCGUAAGGAUGGUGAUCUUAGUGGGUCUAUGUCAGGUAUACCAAUCACUCUGUUUUCUGAAGUAUUAAACAUGGGAGCCCACAAGAGUCCACCUGUGGUUAGAAUUAGGCAAAGAGACACGGCUGCAUUGUUGUAUUCCUCUGGGACUACUGGGAUCAACAAAGGGGUAGUUUUGACUCAUAGAAAUUUUAUGGCAUCUGCCUUGAUGGUGACCACCGACCAAGAAGCCAGGGGUGAGAGGCACUUGAUUUGGUUAUGUCUCCUUCCAAUGUUUCAUGUAUAUGGCUUGGCAGUUGUCACACUUGGUCAGCUUCAAAGAGGAAAUGCUGUGGUUUCCAUGGGUAAAUUUGAUUUUGUGCGGAUGCUAAAGGUCAUUCGAGACUAUAAAGUUACACACUUGCCUAUAGUGCCGCCCAUUGUGAUUGCACUUGCAAAGAGUAAGAAAACUCUUGCACAAUAUGAUCUGUCUUCUCUCAAGGAAAUCAUCAGUGGAGCUGCACCACUUGGAAGGGAUGUCAUGGAGGAGAGUGCAACUAAUAUCCCUACAGCCGCUAUUCUUCAGGGCUAUGGUCUAACCGAAACUUGUGGCAUUGCAACAAUGGUGGCCAGGGAAAGAAAAGGUCACUUUGGGUCUUCAGGAACAUUAGUUUCAGGCAUUGAAGCAAAAAUUGCCAGCCUAGAAAUAGGGAAGCCUCUUCCUCCUAAUCAGAGAGGAGAGAUUUGGCUCCGUGGGUCCAAUAUCAUGGCAGGAUACUUCAAUAACCCAAAUGCAACUAAAGAUACAAUGGACAGGGAUGGUUGGCUGCAUACUGGAGAUCUGGGCUUCUUUGAUGAGAAUGGAAACUUAUUUAUUGUUGAUCGUAUUAAGGAACUAAUCAAGUGUAAAGGAUUCCAGGUAGCUCCAGCUGAGUUGGAAGGACUAUUGCUUACACAUCCAGAAAUUGUGGAUGCAGCAGUUAUUCCUCAACCCGAUCCACAAGCAGGAGAGGUUCCUAUAGCAUACAUUGUUCUUUCUUCAGGAAGUUCUUUGAAAAAACAGGAUGUGAUGGAGUUUGUUUCCAAGCAGGUAGCACCGUUUAAAAGGUUACACAAUGUAAUUUUUGUAAAAGUGAUACCCAAGUCUGCUUCUGGAAAGAUUCUUCGACGAGAGCUAGUUAAAAAUAUGAAGUCAAAGUUGUAAAAUCAUGUGUACUAAAUCAUAGAAAAAUUAUAAAUAUAGAUUUUAAUUCUUGAUGAAUAUACUAUACAUCAUAUUAUUACAAUUGCACAACUAUCAAAUAAAGCAAUUACAUGAGUCUUUAUCUCUUAUUGA